AUGAAGGUGGCGCUUGUGCUAGGAUGUCUGGUAGCGCUCGUGGUGCUAACGAGUGCGCGGGAUAUACGCAAGAAACGAGACGCCGAUCUAGAAGCUGCUGCUUCGAAUAAGCACGAAAAAGGUGGCGGCAAGGAACAUCACUCACAUCACCACCAUGAGCAUGGCGAAAAAGGCCAUAAAGGAUACAAAGGACACCAUCAUCACGAACACGGCAAAAAGGGCCAUCACCAUCACGAAGGCCAUAAGGGAUAUCAUGAUGAACACGAUGGUCACAAAAAACAUCAUCAUCACGAUGAAGGCCAUCAUCACGAACACCAUCAUGGCGAAAAGGGCGAAAAGGGCCACGGUUUUGAAGAAAAAGGUCACUACCAAAAGGGCCAUUCAACCAAAGGUCAUCACGGCGUCCACAAAGUAGACGAAUUCAAGAAGGACAAACAUUUCCACCACAAGCAUGGCGAAUCUGGAUAUGAAGAAGGACACGGUGGGCAUCAUCAUGAACAUGGGCACAAAAAGGGUGGCCACUUCCACAAAGGACACAAGCAUGAUGGCCACCAUGAACACCAUCACGAUAAGAAGGGACAUCAUGAGAAAGGCGGUCACCAUCAUGACCAUAAAGGACAUCAUGAUGAAGGUGGUCACCACGAACACCAUCACCAUCAUUCUGAACAUGGAAAGAAAGGAGGUCAUGAAGACCACAAACAUUGGGGAUUCAAGAAAGGGCACUAA
Parnassius mnemosyne (clouded apollo) is the source of this 726-nucleotide messenger RNA. The record is from the annotation of a GenBank genome assembly. Lineage: Eukaryota; Metazoa; Arthropoda; Insecta; Lepidoptera; Papilionidae.